UCCAUUGAAUCGCCAGUUUCCUUUAUUACUAGCUUGUCUAAAACAGGAACCAACACAUCAGACGGCGAACAAAUUCCGAACAUGCAGAAACAACUCAACCAAGCUCACGUUCUCUAAGUCUUUACUUUCCUUUUUCCCUAUACCUGUAAGUCUUCCCUUUCCAUUUUCCCUCACUUCCUUCUCUGCAAGUAACUCCGGAACCCUAACCUCUCUCUCACUUGUAAAUAUAUUGAAUUCCUCCACCUCCUCUUUCACUCGUUUUCCACUAGAAAUGUCUUCUUUCGAAUUUGACAUAGUCAAGGCUGAAAAAGCCGAUGCCAUGAGAAGGUGUAAAAGAGACAGAAACUGUAGAUUCUGUUUGCGUGCUAUAGGUGCUUUAUCUCUUCUCUGUUGCGCUUGCUCAUGUCUUCCCGUCGUUCAAGAGAUGGCCUCUGGUUAUUUCUACCUUCUGAACCACAAGUUCUUGAUUUUUUUCAUCAUAAACGCUCUGCUUUUCAUUGUCUACUAUUUAUCCACCAACGACGGUCACAGCGACGCUGAGUCUCAGGCUGAUCUCUACGAUCAAUACGUCUACCUUUCCUCUUCUACUCGCCGGGAAACAUCCGCCUCAGAGGAAAAACAAUUGGUCGUCUCACCUGCGCCGGAGUUUCCGUCCGGCGAGAAUACGUUCUCCGACAAACAAUUAGUUAGUUGCAAGAAUGUUAAUCGUGCUUCAAUGGAAGAGAAUCCAGUUCGUUGUCUUGCAGUGAUGGCUGGGACUCGUACUGACGAGAAAAAUGUCAGGAGAACACAAUCAGAGAAGUAUACCAUUGAGAAGAAGAGGAGGAGUUGUCGAACCGAGCUGCGGCGUUCGGAGACAGACAAUGGAAGACAUAUUCCGGCAAGGAAGUCAAUGCAGGAUAUGGACAGCGAAGAAUUUAGACUUAGAAUCGAGAGGUUUAUCGCUAGCAGAAAGAAGGUUCUGAGGGACGAAAAUGUUGCUGUUUUAAUGGAAGAAAGGAAAGAGUGUUUUACUGCUAUCACCUACGUGUGAUUAGCAGUAGUUAAAAAAUUAAUAAGGUAGAAAUUUAGAAUGAAAGAAGUAAUUAAUUAGGGAUUUAAGAAACUAAGAUUUAGGGAUUUGAGAAAUUAAAAUCUGUCUCGAUUUUAUGAAUGUACAGUGCAUAAUUUCCCAUUUUAUGCUAAUUACGAAUUAUGAAUAAUUUUU
Messenger RNA from Jatropha curcas, 1207 nucleotides. RefSeq lists its product as uncharacterized. Lineage: Eukaryota; Viridiplantae; Streptophyta; Magnoliopsida; Malpighiales; Euphorbiaceae. The record is from RefSeq and is a predicted model, not a curated record.